AUGGUUCUCAGGGGAACAAAUGAACCCGACGUGGGCGACUCCCCCAGUGGGAGACUGAGCCAGAAACGCUCCCGCCAGCAACUUCAGGACGAUACCAAACCCGAGCCUGUGGACGGCACCCCGUCGAAGCGGAGGCGUCGAACUGCACCUGUCGACCCAUACGAAAUACCCUCUGACAACGAUGACGAAGAGGAGGUAGAUACGGAACCGGUGGCCGUGAAGCAAACUCCAAAGAAGCGAAGGGGCCGCCCGCCCAAGCCCAAGCCCGCCAUUCCGUCAGCCAGCGGCCCCGUCACGCCCUCGAAACUGCGACAUGUGGACGCUCUGGUAACACCAUCAAAGGCCAUAACACCGAGAAGGAGACAGGCAGCCGAUCGCUCUGCACGUCGGAAAAGCGCCCGGUCUCUCAUUCAGAGCGUCGUCGCCGAUGAUAGCGAAGAUGACGGAGGAGGCCUGGCCCGGGAAAUUUACGAGUCGAGCGAAGAAGAAGACGACGAAGAAGAAGAAGGCGAGGCAGAGGAGGCAGACGAACGAGACACAGCACCGGCAGAGACCGCACAACAACCCGAACCAGAAACACCAUCCGCGACUCCCUCCCGCCGCAGGGGGCGUCCGCGCAAGCAACCGCCGCCGAAAUCCCCGACCCCGCCCCGCGACCUCCCCCCCCACGAGAUCUACUUCGAGCACAACAAACCCGGCCGCGCAAAGACGUCGUACAACACCCUCUCGUCCCUCGAACUUCUCACCCACGGCGAGUUCUUUGACCUCCUCCGCGCCCGGGAGGAGCCCCACGCCGAGGACCUCGCCUACCUGCAGUCCCUCCACGAAGCCUCAUUCGAGCAGUGGCGCUUCGAGCUCGGCCAGGGGUUCAGCCUGUGUCUCUACGGUCAAGGGUCGAAGCGCGACCUCGCGGGCAAGCUGGCGGAGCACCUGUACGCGGCGGACCCCAGGGCGCCCAUUGUUGUGGUGAACGGCUACGUACGCACCAUCACGCCGCGCGACGUCUUCACCACCUUGGCCUCGGCCCUCAGCCCGCCUCCCAAGCUGCCCGCCCAGGCCACGGCAAUGGUCCAGGCCCUUUCUUCCGCCCUCACCGCCUCGCCCGCCCACCUGACGGUUAUUUUGAACUCGAUCGAUGCCGUGCCCCUCCGCAAACCGGCGAUGCAACAGCUCCUUGCCCAGCUCGCCGCUCACCCGCGUAUCCGCCUCAUCGCGACAGCCGACACGCCUUCUUUCCCGCUGCUCUGGGACGCCGCCCAGCGCACGUCGUUCAACUUCCUCUUCCACGACUGCACCACCCUGCAGCCGCUGGACGUCGAGCUGGACGCCGUCGACGAGGUGCAUGAGCUGCUCGGCCGCAAGGCCCGCCGCGUCAACGGCAAGGACGGCGUCGUCUUCGUCCUGCGCUCGCUGCCCGAGAACGCCAAGAAACUGUUCGAGCUGCUCGUCAUCGAGGUCCUGUCCGUCAUGGACGACGGCGAGCAGCAGCAGCAGUUCGGCGCCGAGAACCCGGGCGUCGAGUACCGGAUGGUGUACAACAAGGCCGUCGAGGACUUCAUCUGCAGUUCCGAGAUGGCCUUCCGCACGCUGUUGAAGGAGUUCCACGACCAUCAAAUCAUCACCAGCAGGAAGGAUGCCCUCGGCACGGAGCUAUUGAGCAUCCCGUUCGGGCGGGAGGAGCUCGAGGCCAUACUCGAGGAUCUGAUGUCAUGA
Molecule: messenger RNA, 1713 nt
Organism: Colletotrichum higginsianum IMI 349063
Lineage: Eukaryota; Fungi; Ascomycota; Sordariomycetes; Glomerellales; Glomerellaceae
Product: Origin recognition complex subunit 2
Exons: 2
Coding region: 1-1713 (570 amino acids)
Biological process (GO): DNA replication
Cellular component (GO): nucleus; nuclear origin of replication recognition complex
Molecular function (GO): DNA replication origin binding
Source: RefSeq, a predicted model, not a curated record